AAUAUCAUUCUAAGAUAUCAGCUGUGAUUCAGUAUCGGAAUAAGAAAUACGCAAUUUAAUUAUCUGGCUCGCAGUCAGAUCCUGAAUUGGUGAAGCAGCUGCGACACCUGUCGCAUUGUAUAAAGAUGGCUCCGCAGAGCAGUAAGUGCACACAUUCUUAUCAUCACCAACUUGACAGCGCAAGCACCUCCAAUCUAGGUGCCCAAUAAUGAGCACCCUCAUAUUACCUUCUCGAAUUAGCCAUUUCCCAUUAAACUUGUUGGUUACCUUGUCAUUAUAACCUCUCACUAUCCUCACUUCAACGUCAACAAUCAACGAUGGAUCUUCCGCCCUUAUUUCGAUUCAGUCCCGGAAAGGGAAAACGACCCGUUCAAGUUGGACAUACUAAACCCGCUGAACCUGAACUAUCUUCCGAAAUUGAAGAUAAUGCUGCUCGGGUUAACCCUCCCGCUCUACCUCCUACGGUCGAAGAAGCCUACCGACGUAAAUGUAUCCAACUGAAGGAGCGCACCAAAGAGAUCGAAGAUGAGACAAAGGCCUACCAGCUGCGACUGAACCGACUCCAGCGCCAAGUCCAAAAACUACGUCUCGAGCGCGCAUUCCUCCUCGAGCAGGUCGCUAAGCGCACGAGCACCAACGUAGAGGAUUCUGAAGGCAGCCCUAGUCCUCCGCCGACUCCUAAGGAUAAGCCGCUCAGAACCAAGCGUGGGCACAGGAAGCCGUCCCUGCUUCCCAUCUCUGAGCCGGGCGCCGGGCCGGGCGCGACUUUCAUUAAUCAGAACUUAGCGACGCUCUCGCCGAGCUCCGACGCCUAUUCACACUCCCAGCUCGACCACGGCCGCCUUAAUGGCAUUGCUAAGCGACCUAAGCGACCUAGCAACGCCUUCGAAAUCUACUGCAACGACACCCGACCCGUUCUUCAGGCCCAGCAUAAGGAAAAGAUUGCAGCGGGAGAGUUCCGUCUCGAAGAGGAGCUCGCACGCGGCUGGAAGGACCUACCAGAAAAAGAAAAAGAGGAGUUCCAAGUCCGAUAUGAGCAGGAGUUGGCCCAAUACAAGGAGGCUGUUGAAGAGUAUAAGCGCGAAGCAAAAAACGCUGCGCGUGAGCGCUCGCGUAACAGGGACAGAGACCACUUCGGCAGCAUCUCUAGCAGUAGACGUGGCGGUGGAGGUGGUCGUUCGGCCCGCUUCGAAGAGGUCCAGGAUGAAGAAGGAGACGAAGAUCAGGAUGUCGAGAUGGCGGAUCCUGGCGACCACGAGCCUGCAGGCGAUCAGGAUACGGACCCAGAGACCGAGGUUGACGAGAACGACGGCGCGGUAGACGAUUAG
Molecule: messenger RNA, 1328 nt
Organism: Daldinia loculata
Lineage: Eukaryota; Fungi; Ascomycota; Sordariomycetes; Xylariales; Hypoxylaceae
Exons: 3
Coding region: 318-1328 (336 amino acids)
Molecular function (GO): DNA binding, bending
Source: RefSeq, a predicted model, not a curated record